AUGGCAUUUGCUGCCUUGAGAGUAUGGCUUUCUUCGAGCCCAUUUUCGCUUUCACCAAGGUGCCUAAGUAGCUUAUCGAGCUCUCCUUCAUUUGGUAUUACUCGACUCGCGCCGAGCAAGCGCGUUCCGGGCUUGACCGGCGUGUUCUGCACGCGCACGGUUAAGAAGUUCGCGCCGCUGGAGAUUCUUCCGGAGGCGUUGCAGGGGAUGCCCGCCGAACGAAUUGCUCAACUCGCCCCUUUUCUCAGCGAGGCCGCCGUGGGCAGCCUGGCGUCGUCGUCCCCCUCCUCCUCGCCUGAAGCUGGGCCGUAUCUCGAGAAUUUAGUCCGUUCCCCUCGCAAAACCGUAUCGUUGCGACGUUUUCUCGCCUUACGCGCCGCGUUCAGCUCGGGGGAUCAUUUUUACAUCGCGACCACCGGGGGGUGGUAUCUGCUGCUGCCGAGCAAUGCAGUCGGGCUUCGCGAUCCGGAGGGGUUGGCGGCCUGGCUGCGGCGUCGCCACCCGCGCCAUCUAGAGGAACUUCCGACGGCCGACAAGGGCGAUCUUCGCCAGGCCGCGGCGCGCGUGAGGCGGGAAAAAGCCGCCGCCCUAGAUCGUCUGGAGCGGGAAGAGGACGUGGCGGACGAGAUGGAUGCCAGGAAGGGGCUGGAAAGGCUCGCGGGUGCGUCUGAGGGUGGAAAAGACAACCCUCCCGCGUCGUCUAGUUUACUCGCGAAUGGGAAUGCCGAGGUGGCAGAAUGGAUGGAGGCGACGCGGGAACAGGGCGAGUGCGGUGGGAAUGUCUCCACGACCGCCCGCGCGCGUUCUUCCAGACGUCGCCGGAAACCCCCUUUGUUUAUCCCCGAGGCGCAUCUUUUUCAAAUCAAUGAUGGGGUUCCAUGGCCGCUUCCGCCACGAGGGGAUCUCGCGCAGUCGGCGUACUGGGCGCAGCACCGCGACCGCAUGGCGGUUUACCGCGAUAACGAACCACCCUCUCAGGGUUUCCCGCGGAAGGCAAAUGUGAUGCUCGACGUGGAUGAUGAGAGUGGGCUGGUUACCCUCAUCCCGAUCAUCGAUCUCCACCCCGGUGAUGAGUUGCUCCUGCACUACAGCUGGGAGUGGUGGACGCAACGGCUGCUCUCCACGCUGCUCCUCGCCGUGGAGGACGCCGAGAUGCGCGAGGUCCGCGAGAUCGAGCGGCUAUGCCGGAGUGAGGACGAAACAGACGUCUUUGAGCCUUUCCCGAGGCUCCUUCCCGCGCGUAGAGUGCGUAGGCGGGGUGCGAAACGGACCCCUCGCCCGCAACUUUCCCCAGAUGCAGGUCAGGAGGCGGAGAAAGGGGGUUCGUCUUCCGCUUCCAUGGAGGAAAUUGGAGGAAAGAAAGCCGCGAAUGGAGCAGCCAUGCGGGGGAAAUACGUGCUUUACAAUGAAGGAACCAAGCGAGAGGCGACCGAUGCCGCGGUGCUGAUGUUUGCGGUUCGUCGAAGUUGCCUGGAUCGUGAUUUUUUUAAGCUGCUGAUGCAGGGCGGCGGCGAGGAUGGGGCCUUUCCCCCUGUGUUUCGUCAGGAUAGCUGCGAUGUUGAGGUGCCUAUUGAGAUGAUACGGCGGGCGCUGCUGCACUUCUUUCGCGUGAGAACACCUCAAGAUGCAACGCAGAUGAAGUCAAGUUCGUCAGAGAGUGAGGUGGAGUGUGAAGAUAAUGAGAGGUUUCACGUGUAA
Molecule: messenger RNA, 1698 nt
Organism: Phytomonas sp. EM1
Lineage: Eukaryota; Euglenozoa; Kinetoplastea; Trypanosomatida; Trypanosomatidae
Source: the annotation of a GenBank genome assembly